AUGAGCGAGGAAGAUGCGUUUCAAAGCUCGGAUGUCAAGCCUCUUUCGAGCACAAAAAGCAAUACCAAUAACCAUCAGCUUUUGGUUAAUGGGUUGAUCAAACCGGAGCUUCGACGAACCAAGAGUGACUCAAGUUCACUUUUGGAGCCAAAAUUAAGGCCCAGAAGAUCGAUGAAAGGAUCAUCGGUUGUCAAUGGUGGGUUUGUUGUUAACGGGUUGGAGAUUGGCAAAAACAACUACAAGGUUAAUUUCAGGGGAACUUCGAUGGUCAAUUAUGUGUUCGACAAAAGUACUAACAGAAAGAGAAAAUUGAGUCCUACAAAGGGCAUCAAUGGCCCAAAGUUGAUAUCACCACCAGGGAAGUCACCAAGUGGGUUAACGAGUGGACGGAAAAUUUGGACCGAUUCGAAAUUGGGUCCAUCGCCAUCGGAAGUGGCGGUUGCGGUGCUGAGGAACAGGAACCGUAAAAUGGAAGAGAUGGAGAGUUCGGUGGGAGAAGGAUGGAGUUUAGAUGGAAGCAUGGAAGGGCUCGAUUUGAAACUUGAAUGGUGGAGAACCAAACUCCCACCGAUUUAUUACUCAAGUAAUGAAUUUUCGAGCUUCCUUUCUAGUCAGAAUCCGACAACGGCAACCAAAAAAUCAAGACAUUCAAGAAGACAUGCUCGCAAAAAAGGGCUGUUUUCAUGUUUUGAAAACAUUUGUGGUUGCAAAAUCUCGGUUAUUUAUGGCUAA
This is a messenger RNA of Gossypium arboreum, 732 nucleotides long. RefSeq lists its product as uncharacterized. The transcript has a single exon. Lineage: Eukaryota; Viridiplantae; Streptophyta; Magnoliopsida; Malvales; Malvaceae. The record is from RefSeq and is a predicted model, not a curated record. The coding region runs from base 1 to 732 and encodes 243 amino acids.